AUGCAGCCAACACGACACCUCCUGAAGCGAUCCGUGUGGAAAGGACCUCACAUUGUCCCUCUCCCCAUCGUGCGCCCCGCCCCCGGACAGAAGGUUGUACCCAUCCGGACGCAGGCCCGUUCCGCCACGAUCCUGCCCAACUUUGUCGGCCUCAAGUUCCAGGUUUACAACGGCAAGGCGUACAUUGACGUGACGAUUACGGAAGACAUGGUCGGUCACAAGCUGGGAGAAUUCUCGCCGUACGUUGAAACCAACUUGGAGAUAUUGAGGUUCUUAGGCGCUAACGUUUGGCAGCACGAGAAAGCCCUUCAUUUGGUCCAGGAUGUAAGAGGCGGCGACGGUCUUGGGAUUUCAAAAGUUCAUCAGCAUGCGGACGGCGUCUGUCAGGGAGUGGAGAAAACAUUUGUACAACAAUGUCAAGAUACCAGCGAUAUAUACUGUAGCAUAAGAAUUUGGGGCCUUGUGCCGUUGACGAUCCUCUGCUAG
This is a messenger RNA of Colletotrichum lupini, 486 nucleotides long. Its product is annotated as 37S ribosomal protein S19. Gene Ontology annotation, biological process: translation; ribosomal small subunit assembly. The record is from RefSeq and is a predicted model, not a curated record. The transcript has 3 exons. Lineage: Eukaryota; Fungi; Ascomycota; Sordariomycetes; Glomerellales; Glomerellaceae. Gene Ontology annotation, molecular function: structural constituent of ribosome. Gene Ontology annotation, cellular component: ribosome; cytosolic small ribosomal subunit. Bases 1 to 486 code for a protein of 161 amino acids.